GGGGAGAGGUAAAGACAAGCGUAGAAGGUAGGAAAAUAAACAAAAAGAAGUCAUCUUUGAUAUAAGCUACGGAUCCAGAGACGACAAAUCCGUAAUAUGUAAUCUGGCCUGCGUCUAAUCUGGGGGAGGAAUUAUGCCACGUUAUGAUUCUCCUCUCUAACGGAGGCUCCAUGCCAAAAAACAAACAAGAAACUGGAAGCACGCAAAUGGGUGGGCUGCUUCUGCUUGUCCUCUCUGUUCGUCCUCUGUAAGUUGUGAUCCGUGCAUCUAUGCUUUGCUUUGGAUCCUUCGAAUAAGCUUUCUUCCUCAUUGUCUGCUUCCCUGGGACAAGACCCAACAUAGAGUGUAGUAACAGAGGUGAAAAGUUUAUAGUUUUUAAUCUCACUUGAAUCGCCCUCAGGCGCAUAUUUAAUGGAAUUUAGAGCACAUUCGGUUUCCCAAGGUGUAACAAUUCAACCUUGCUUAUGAUGUAUCGAUAAGGAUGUGGAUUGGGUCUCUGUGAUUUCAGCAAUUUUAGCUGUUUUAAAAUCCCCCUGGUCCCGGUGCAUUGUUUUGUUAAUUGGUUGGGUCAUUUUCAGUCUUGUUUUAUGGUUCUGUUCAAUGUGUCUGUUCAAAAGUCUGAACUUUCUAAUUCUACCUUGGGACUUGUAAAUUAAUGCCCUUGGAAAGUUCAACCGGUGCGAGGUUAUAAUAUAAGUUGGUUGCUGGGUGCACAUUUCAUCUUGCCCAAUUGGAUUGACAGAGCAGACGCACUGUUCUGUGAAGGUUGGAGUUGUUGUGGAUGCAGGCGUUUCAUGUUGAGCUAUAAUUCAUUCAAAUUUAGAAUCUUUUAUUUGGUAUUGGAGUCAAUUAGAGUCAAUUGAGGUAGUGGCUUCUUUUUGGGUAGUUCAUCAUUGGUUCAGGUGUGAGUUAUUGCCCUAUAAUUCAUAUGGAUCAGUUAAGAUAGGAAUCUAUGAUCUUGCAUUUGUUGCUUGAGUGCUCUACCAAUUGAAUUAUUGGCUUUUUUUAAAUCAGUCUAUCAUGAAUUUGGGUGAGUUAUUGACCUAUAAUUCAUAUGAAUCAAUCAAAAUUUACAUCUAGAAUCUUUCAUUUGCUACUGAAGUGCUCCACCAACUGAACUAGUGGCCCCUUUUUUGUCAGCCCAAUCAACUCAUCUCCACUGGAGAGUGGUUAUUUCCAACAUCCCCUUAAAUUUCAAUUAGCUUGGUGCUCUGAACCUGACUCUGAUACCACACUUCUGACAAAGACAAUAUUGAUAGAAAUGCAGUGGAGGUGAUUGAUUUAGACUACCCAAAUCAUUAAGUUGUAAGCACCAGUGCUUGUGGGUAAGAGAAGAUAAGAGUCAAUUAGGAGAGAAAAUGAAGUUUAGAUUUGGGAGCGAAGAGUACAACAGAUGGAACGGAUCUCCACAGAGCUCAUCAGAGGGGAGGUCGCCCAGCAGCUCUGGUGAUCUACUCUCGCCGCUGACAUCCUUCUCAACAAUGUCGCUAGCUUCUAUCUUAUCACCGCAGAGCACGUUGAACCCAUCAGAGGAGCGGGGGCUCUGUCUCGUCAACCUUCUGGUGGCCUGUGCAAACAACUUAGCGGUUGGUCACACGGAGAACACCGACCUGUGCCUGCAGCAUUUGUCGUUGCUGGCCUCUCCAACAGGAGAUCCCAUGCAACGGGUGGCCACGUACUUCACAGAAGCCCUGGCGGCCCGAAUAACAAAGGCCUGGCCAGGUCUCCACAAGGCUCUCAAUUGCACUGUCCUGCCAUCGCCCGUGGACCGGCUUUCGGCCCGGCAGAUGUUGUUCAACCUCUGCCCCUUUCCCAAGGUCUGCUAUGCGGCAGUGAACCAGAGCAUCAUGGAGGCCAUGCAAGGCGAAGGCUUUAUCCACAUCAUCGACCUCAACGACUGCGAGCCCAUACACUGGGCAUGGCUGAUGCAUUCUCUAGCCACCCGGUCCGGAGGUCCGCCCAAUUUGAGAAUCACAGCCGUGAGCGAACACAAACAAGCAUUGGAUAACACGGCGCGGGUGCUGGCAGAGCAAGCAGAGAGACUGCACAGCCCUUUCCAGUUCCACCCAGUUCUCUCCACCCUGGAAAAUUUGAAAACAGAGGACGUCAAAGUUAAGAUCGGGGAAGCCCUAGCAAUCAGCUCUGUUCUGCAGCUGCACACGCUUCUGGCCGAGGAAGACAACGACCCGACCCGCCCACAGAAACGACCCUGGUGGCCGCUGGUCCGCCCGUCUCCACGCUUCCAAAAUACCACCUUGGACGAUCUUCUGAAAAACGAUCGGAGAACCAGUGCGCCCACGCCGUCAGAGAUCGAAGAAGCCAUUGCCAUAAAUGCAGCAGCCACCGCCGCCGGAAUGGGAUCUCCUCGGCGCGCUCGGAUAGACCGGUUUCUGAAUAUGCUGCGGGGGCUGUCGCCCAAGAUUAUGGUUGUGGUCGAACAGGACUCCGACCACAACAGUGCCCUGUUUACGGAGCGCAUGGUUAAGGCCAUGCAUUACUACGGUGCCGUGUUCGAUUCCCUGGCCUCCGACAGUUUCCGGCAGCGAAGCUUGGAGAGGGUGGCAGUGGAAAAGUAUCUGUUUGGGGAGGAGAUUAAAGACAUAGUGGCCUGCGAGGGAAGGGAGAGGAAGGAGAGGCACGAGGAAUUGGACAAGUGGGUAAAGAGGAUGGAGGGAGCGGGAUUUGGUCGUGUGCCUGUGAGCUAUGAGACAGUACUCCAGGCCAAAGCCUUGCUUCAUUCUCAGUCUCAGUCUCAGUCUCAUUCCACCAAUGAAAAUUCCCUCUUCAGACUUAAUGGCGAGCAUGGCUGCCUUGUGCUUGGCUGGCAGGAUCAUUCCCUCUUCUCUAUUUCAGCAUGGCGCUCCUCAUAAAUAUGCAGUUAUCUCUCUAUCAAACUUUCUUUUUGGGGAAGAAAACAGGGAUUAAAAAAAAUAAAAUUGUAAACUUUAUAGCAUAAAUAUGUUCUCUUUAUCACACUUGCUUUUUGGAGAAGAAAACAGAGAUUAAAAAAAGUAAACUUUAUAGCAUAAAUAUGCAGUCCUCUCUUUAUCAAACUUGCUUUUUGGAGAGGAAAACAGAGAUAAAAAAGUUUACAGCAGAUAUGAAAGAAUGAAUGUUUGCAGCAGCAGCAGAUAAACUGCAUAAGAAGCAGCUUUGAUCUGAAGCACACUUGCUCACAUCUCUAGUGGUGCAGUGGCUGCUGUAUUUAGAGAUUUCAUAUAGAUCUUUGGAAUAGAUGAUAGAAGACUGUGGAAGGAAGAAUCUAUAAAAAGAGAGCAAAUGUGUGCAGAUGUCAAAUGCUGAAAUGUGAGGUGCUGAGAUACAGUGUUAUCAAAUAAAACAUUAUUUCCAACAUUGCUUCUCCUCCUCUCAUGAUGUAAUUAUGCCCGCAAAUACGACUCUGUACUACCUGGCCACUGUUUUCACUCACUGCGAUUUCAACUUGUCACAGUGGAAGAAUAUCUUCCAAGGUUUUUUAUUCUGCCAAAUCAGUGGUUCUA
Molecule: messenger RNA, 3500 nt
Organism: Cryptomeria japonica (Japanese cedar)
Lineage: Eukaryota; Viridiplantae; Streptophyta; Pinopsida; Cupressales; Cupressaceae
Product: scarecrow-like protein 3
Exons: 1
Coding region: 1359-2870 (503 amino acids)
Biological process (GO): regulation of DNA-templated transcription
Cellular component (GO): nucleus
Molecular function (GO): DNA-binding transcription factor activity; sequence-specific DNA binding
Source: RefSeq, a predicted model, not a curated record